Molecule: messenger RNA, 1081 nt
Organism: Rhincodon typus (whale shark)
Lineage: Eukaryota; Metazoa; Chordata; Chondrichthyes; Orectolobiformes; Rhincodontidae
Gene: ankrd29
Product: ankyrin repeat domain 29
Exons: 10
Coding region: 84-980 (298 amino acids)
Molecular function (GO): protein binding
Source: RefSeq, a predicted model, not a curated record
AGUCAGUCUCCUAAUUCUGUGAAAGCAUACAACAAGGCGUAGGUCACCUUUAGCUUCAUAUCACCUCUAGAAAUUGCAGCAGGAUGUCUUUCAAGAGGGAAAUGCCACUUGCAAAUGCUGUAUUCUGGACUGCACGAAAAGGAAACGUGACUCUAUUGAGGCUACUUUUAAACAGUGGUCGAAUGGAUGCAGACUGCAAAGACAGUCUGGGGACCACUGCUCUGAUGGUGGCUUCAUACUGCAAUCAUAAGGAUUGUGUUCGAGAACUGAUUCUGCAAGGAGCGGACAUCAAUCUCCAAAGAGAGUCAGGUUCCACAGCAUUAUACUUUGCUGCCCAACAAGGAAACGAUACCAUUGUGAAAUUUCUUUUGGAGUAUGGGGCCUCCACUGAACUAGCAACUAAAGAUGGUGCUACUCCGCUUUCAAUUGCCAGUCAGAAUGGACAUGUCAAAGUGGUGGAGAUAUUACUCAACAGGAGAUGUAAUGUCAACAUCCAGCUGAAGGAUGGUGCUACAUCACUUUUUCUGGCAGCACAAGGAGGCCAUCUAAAUGUGAUUAACAUGCUCCUUGCAUCAGGAGCAAAGAUUGACCAACCAAGACAGGAUCUAACAACUCCAUUGUGGAUAGCAGCACAGAUGGGACACAAUGAUGUUGUAAAGCUAUUGCUCCAGUGGGGAGCUAAUUCAGAUACUGCUCGCAAGGAUGGCUCAACACCUUUAUUCAAAGCUGCUUACAAGGGUUUUAUUGAAGUUGUCCGAGAGUUACUAGCAUGUUCUCCUUCACUGGGAAUUCUUAAGAAUGGAACAACAGCUCUCCAUGCUGCAGUUUUAGGAGGCAGUGUCAAAACGGUGGGCCUUCUCAUUGAUUCUGGAGCAGAUCCAAACCUAAGAAAUACGGCAGAAGAAUUGCCAGCAGAUCUUACAAGGAAUGAUCGCCUAAUCAAACAGCUUCAAUCAAAACAAAAGCGUGGAGAAAGCUGAAGAUGUGGAAUCAAAUUAGGCUCAAGGCCCAUUCUGACAAACACAUCAGCGAACAGUGAGAACUGUAUAAUGGCACCUACUUCUGACCAGGGUCACAAUUC